Molecule: messenger RNA, 1871 nt
Organism: Onychomys torridus (southern grasshopper mouse)
Lineage: Eukaryota; Metazoa; Chordata; Mammalia; Rodentia; Cricetidae
Gene: Hsd17b12
Product: hydroxysteroid 17-beta dehydrogenase 12
Exons: 11
Coding region: 113-1051 (312 amino acids)
Cellular component (GO): endoplasmic reticulum
Molecular function (GO): oxidoreductase activity
Source: RefSeq, a predicted model, not a curated record
GGAGCCCUCUCCGUCACGACCGGCUCCGCCUCUUGGCUCCAUUCAUUCGUUGUUUCUUUUUUUUUUUUUUUCUUUUCCAUUCACGGAGGUAGUGGAGGCCUAGUCUCGAGCCAUGGAGCGCGCUCUCCCUGCGGCCGGCUUCCUCUACUGGGUGGGCGCGAGCACCGUGGCCUACCUGGCCCUGCGGGCCUCAUACUCGCUCUUCAGGGCCUUCCAGGUGUGGUGCGUGGGCAACGAGGGCUGGGUCGGCCCGCGGCUCGGAGAAUGGGCAGUUGUUACAGGUGGCACUGAUGGAAUUGGAAAAUCAUAUGCAGAAGAGUUAGCAAAGCGUGGAAUGAAGAUUGUCCUAAUCAGCAGGUCCCAGGAUAAACUGAAUCAGGUUUCCAGUGCAAUCAAAGAAAAAUUCAAAGUGGAAACAAGAACCAUUGCUGUUGACUUUAUAUUGGAUGAUAUUUAUGAUAAAAUUAAGACAGGCCUGGCUGGUCUUGAAAUUGGCGUUUUAGUGAACAAUGUGGGCAUGUCAUACGAGUAUCCAGAAUACUUUUUGGAAAUUCCUGACUUGGACAAUACCAUCAAGAAACUGAUAAAUAUUAAUGUUCUUUCUGUUUGCAAGAUGACACGCUUGGUGCUGCCUGGCAUGGUAGAAAGAUCUAAAGGGGUGAUUCUCAACAUCUCCUCUGCCAGUGGCAUGCUCCCGGUUCCACUGUUGACCGUCUACUCUGCAACCAAGGCUUUUGUAGAUUUCUUCUCUCGGUGCCUCCAUGAGGAGUAUAAGAGCAAGGGCAUCUUUGUGCAGAGUGUCCUGCCAUACUUUGUAGCUACAAAACUGGCAAAAAUACGGAAGCCAACUUUGGAUAAGCCCUCUGCAGAGACAUUUGUGAAGUCUGCAAUUAAAACAGUAGGUUUGCAGUCUCGAACCACUGGCUAUGUGAUCCAUGCUCUCAUGGGUUCAAUAAACUCAAUCUUGCCUCGUUGGAUUUACUUUAAAAUAACCAUGGGUUUCAACAAGUCCUUGCGGACUCGCUAUCUGAAGAAAACCAAGAAGAACUAAGUGUUGAGUCAGUGAGCCCCUUGGCCAGAUGCUUGGACCUGUACACGUCCCCGGGUACCUGCCUGCCCCAGAGUCUCCAUUGUUGUUUCAGUAAUUACUAACAUGGCCAAAUGUUGGCAUAAUUGUAGGAAAACAGACUCCUUUUAGAGACUUUUAACAUAUAUUCUCAGUACAACCAGGAGUAAUUUGAAGUAAUUUGAAUGUAAAUGCUCUUGCCAGAAGUCUGAGAAUACUUUGACAGAAAGGAACAAAUCCCAGAAUGCCAAUGGUCACCUUGUACACUGUCUGGACCUACUAUAAAAUAUAAUGUCUAGCUACUUUUUUUGUUGUUGAACAUUAGAAGGAAUAGGGCUUAGCUGACUGGUUAUGGAUGGAUGCAAUGCAUUUACAUAGAUUAAGAUUUUCUAAAUGUAUGUUCCAGCGUAUGUAUUUAUAUGGAACCAUUCUUCUCAAAAGUAGCUAAUGACAUAAAGAGAAUCGAAAUACAGAGUUCUUUCUGACACAUGGCUCCACAAAUGUUAUCCUUGUAACACAUAUUAUGUCUUUUCUGUUCAAAUGUAUGUAAGUACCGAAUGCUGUAUAGUAUGAUUGAAAUGUAAAGUCAAGUGGACCAAAAUGUACGUCAAGACCAACAACAUCAAGUGGUACUACUGGGAUCCAGGAAAACAACCCAUGUGGACACCCUUUCUUUAUGUCUACAUGGCACCCUGACAUACUCCUUCUGUGGUAGUGAUGGGUCAUGGAAAUGACAUCAUUCUAAGUUGGUGUCCCAUUAGAAUUCAUAUAUAUGCUUUUAAUAAAAAGUGAUGUAACCAUGGUA